Molecule: messenger RNA, 671 nt
Organism: Corythoichthys intestinalis (scribbled pipefish)
Lineage: Eukaryota; Metazoa; Chordata; Actinopteri; Syngnathiformes; Syngnathidae
Product: lithostathine-1-beta-like
Exons: 6
Coding region: 156-500 (114 amino acids)
Source: RefSeq, a predicted model, not a curated record
CCUUCGCUCUACGCUUGUUCUUCCUCUUGUGUGCUAUCUGUGGACUUUUUACUAAAGUCUCGUCUCUUCAUAAGGAAGAACAGAAAGAUAAUAAUUGUCCCAAAGGAUGGAUUCGCUUGAACUGUCACUGUUACAUCUACCAACGAAAUCCGAGGAUGCUUGCAGAUGCAGAGAGCGUCUGCAAUAUUCUUGGUGCAAAUGUAAUGUCCAUUCACAAUUCCCUGGAAAACGUGUUUGUUCACGAACUGUUUAAAAGAGAAGCGUCUUCGAAUGACACCGCUGUCUGGACCGGACUCCAUGAUACGUUUGAGGACAAUGAAUUCUAUUGGAUUGAUGGCGUAGAAUUUGAUUUCAGCGCAUUUGAUACGGAGGACGGCGAGCCUGAAAGCGCUAGUGGUUGUGUAUCAUUGGCUCUGGAUGAUGGAUACUGGGACACUGAGGAGUGCUCAACGGAACAUCCGUAUAUUUGCCUCAUGGAUGUUAUGGAUCAUUCACACUAAUCACACUCUUCCCAUACUGCCUUAAGUAACAAUCAUGCUCUUUGUGUGACCAUAUCACUCUUUUGUGGUGGAUUUGAAUGACUUGGUUUACUAUUAAUUGUAUCUUUUCCGCAAUGCUUAAUAAUUGUUAACGAUAAAUUUGUUACGUCAAAGAGUAUUGCUCUCUUAAAU